GGAUGGGCGGGAAUUUCAAACUGAUGGAACCGUUAACAGACUUGCAUUUUUUUUCUUUUUAAAAAAGGUGUUUAACAAGCAGAUAUUGCUUCUGACUUCAGGCAGGAAUCAGCGAGAAGAUUAAAAAUUAUACGAUCAGGUUAUAUUGGAUUUCAUCUUGAUUUUGUAGAGGAUGACAUCUAUGGACUUGCAAGAUGUGUCAGUUCAACUGAACAACAAGAUAUCUUCUAUCAAAAGAUCCAUGCAGCUGAAGAACAUGUGUAGUGACCCUUCACUUACAAAAGUUCUGCAGAAGAUUGGGCUAGAAUUGUCUAGCAUUCGGGAUACCCUGGAUAUUUUUCAGAUGCAGAUACUACAGCAGCGAACUGAACUGAAAUCUCUUCAGGAUCUGAGAAAUGCAGUGCUGAAAAAUUCUGAAGCAGCACACCAUUUACUAGAAAAUAUUCCCGUUCAUCUGCCCAAGAAAGCUGCUGAAACCAGCACAGCAGAUUCAAAAGAUGCAAGGGUCCAAGAGGGUCCUGCUAAUCCUGAACCUGAUAAGAAUUCUGCCAAGAACAAACAUUUUGUUCGUGAAAUAGAGUACCUCUUAAUGGAGGAAUUUAACAGUGUUCCUGGGUACAUGAAAGGUCGUAUGACUUAUGAUCAGAUCAAUGCUGUGAUUAAGGAGCUUAACGCCACUGUGAAAGCCAAGUACAAGAUCCUAAAUCAGCCAAUGAAAUCCAUGUCUAACCCUAUUCGGAACCAGUACCAUGCUUUUAAAGAACAAGAAACUAAGGAAACCAAAGGUCAAUAUUUCUUUGUGGAAGCUGACAUAAAGGAUUUCACACACCUCAAAGUCGAUAAGAAAUUUCAUGUAAUCUUAAAUAUUCUACGGCAUUGUCACCGAUUGCGGGAAGUCCGUGGGAGUCACCUUGUACGUUAUGUACUACUUUAAGAAGAUUGUAAAAUACUUUAGAUUCUUAGAUUGCAUGAAUCCUAAACUCUUUUUUAAAAAAAAGUAUGCCAGUUAUUUUAUGCAAGGAAAGUAUGUAUACUUUAAUAUUUUCUCCUCCCCAUCACUAUAAGAGAGUCUUCAUCUAGGAACCGAUGAUAGCCUGCUAACUCCCAGUAACCUACCAGUGCUGCCUUGGGAGGAAUCAUAUAAUAUUUAUGUUUUAAAAAACAUGUAUUUCCUUUCUCCCUGUGUGAUAUCCCAAUAUUGCUUAAUCAUUCUGUACAGGCUGUGCCUAGGCCUCCACCCACAUAUCUAAACUGAAGUGACGUUUUCUCAGCACCAUUGUUUUGAACGGUGUUGCAUUUAGAGUGCUCUGAGUCCACUUGAUACAAACUGCAAAUGAUGUAAACCUUAAACUUCCUUUUGGGGUGGGUACACACAGGAGAGACAAAAAGAAAAUGGCCAUCUGAAGCGCUAAUGAAAUCUCUCCAAAUACUACUAUUGUGCAGGGAUUUAAAUUUAAAUAUAUCUAUCACAAAGUUGAAAGUGACUUUCUCAGUACCAACUUUUUGGAGUUAUCGGAUGUUUUGUUUUUGUUUUGACAGGGGUCUAUGAGCAGUGUGCUAGACAAUUGAAGGAAGGCUGUUGAAUUAGCUAAAAGAUUAUUUUGUUUACUUUGUUCUGUGCUCUUCAAUGUGAUUCCAGAGGUUUUGACAAAAUCAGUAGUACCUGGCUUUAUUUUCAAAUUGUGUGGCUCUCUGAAAAAUUUUAAGUCUGUUGUGCUGUGUUUAAACUUUGAUGUCUGUGCAUAAUGUACAUUUUUUCCCCCUGUGAAAAUAAUUUCAUUGCCUUCCUAGCUAUGAUGAUGCCCAGUCCACUGAUUCUAUAUAUUUUUGGUGUAUUUUUUGACUGUCUAAUCUUUGAAAAUAACCUACUGCCAACCUUUCUGCAGCUUUUUUAUAAUACAAUGAAACUUUCAUUUCAAUACUACCUUCAACAUGGAUAAUAUCCCGAGGUGCUUUAGAGGGCUUAGGGAAAAAAAUAUCAAGUGACGGAUGCUAGGCCACAAGGGAGAGAUUAGGAGGGUGACCAAAAGCCAGGGUUUGGAAAUAUAGGGAGACUAGUUCACAGCUGACAUAUCUCCUUUCACAGGUCCUGACAUUGCAAAAGGUUAAGAUGCAGGCAAGUCUAACCCAGUGAAGCUGAGACCAAGCAGCAGUGCACACACUCAGCUGGAGUCUUCACAUCAGUACAGGAUAGUGAUCUGUAACCAUCAGCCACAAUUAUCUUAAUUAAUGGGAAGAUUUUCCUGUUAACUGCCCUUUGGUGCAUUGGAUUACCUAGGCACAGCAGAUAGAGGAAGGUUGGGGAGGGAGAAUUGCAUGCCUCUAAGAGAUCCUGCUGAUUUUUCUGCAGUUAAUUUAAUGGAUGGAUAAUCAGAUGGACUUUAUUGCUGGUGUGUGAUCCUCUGUCAAUUGUUUUUUAUGUACUGCAUUUGGUUAUUCCAAUGCUUCCACCCACAAUAAUGGGUAGAUCAAUAUAUAUUAAUACAGCAUAUCAAUCACUGCAACUGAGUAUUUUAUUUCUCAAGUCACCAUUUGUAAAAAUUAAUUUUGAAACUCUCAUUACUGCAGGUGGAAACUGUAAACUUGCAAUUUUAAUGAUGCUCUUUAUUUAAAAUUAAUUUUCCCCUCUACAAGUAUUACUGUAAGUUUCUAAUCCAAUUUAAGUUAUUUGGAUGCAAUAAUUCAUAGCAUUAGUUCAUAAAAAUCCAUUACUGAAUAUAUUUUAUAAAUUACCCUUCAUAAUGACAUUUUUGUAAAUUAGUUUGUAACUACUGCUAUGUUAUAAUCAACCUACAUAUUUUCUCACUGAAAAUGAGAUCAACUAGUGUAUUUUUUUUAAAUUCUUGACAAAAUGGAGUAGUGCCAAUGCACUGUGGUGGUAGACCAUGUUGUAUAUGUAAAAACAAGGUGUUGAAAUUUUGAUUAAUACCAUAUGUAGAUGCCAAUCAAACGUUUACAUUUUUCCAGCUUUGCUGCUUGCCAGGUAACUAACAGCAAUGCAACUCCAUCUGUUGAAGUAUUUUCCACACUUUUUUCAGUUAUUUUAUAACCUGAGGCUUGAGAUGUUAUUAAAGAUAAAUAAAAUUGCAGUGUGAAUUAUUUAA
Carcharodon carcharias (great white shark) is the source of this 3104-nucleotide messenger RNA. RefSeq names its product spindle and kinetochore associated complex subunit 1 (gene ska1). Gene Ontology annotation, biological process: chromosome segregation; cell division; mitotic cell cycle. The transcript has 7 exons. Gene Ontology annotation, cellular component: mitotic spindle; spindle microtubule; outer kinetochore. The coding region runs from base 173 to 934 and encodes 253 amino acids. Gene Ontology annotation, molecular function: microtubule binding. The record is from RefSeq and is a predicted model, not a curated record. NCBI's taxonomy places the organism in Eukaryota, Metazoa, Chordata, Chondrichthyes, Lamniformes, Lamnidae.